AGUAAAAACGUUCAAGACCAGAGUUUACUACAUCUGCAAACUUUUAUCUCCAGAAGAGCAAAAUUAGCCCAGGCGCCCACUAACUCCUUUGAAUUGAAUAACCCCAUUUUUAUAAUUCUGAAAACUCGAAGAAAAUCAAUCAAUUAAAUCACAACUGAUGUUGAAGACCCUUUCUUUGUUUCCUCGUUUACCCUUCUCCUCCUCUCGAAGAUUUCCUAAUUUUGCCACAAUGUCUGUGGAAGCAGUACCAUUGUGUCCCAAAUUUGUUCCUGUGGAGCAAAGUAAAAUUAUUUCGAUCAGCAGCUCUGAAGCAUACAAAUUCAGUGUAGUAUCAUAUAAUAUUUUGGCACAGGUAUUUGUGAAGAGUUCCUAUUUUCCACACUCCCCAAAACCUUGCCUCAGAUGGAAGGCUCGUUCCAAAGCUGUUUUAACUGUUCUAGGAGAUUUUGAUGCCGACUUUCUCUGCUUACAGGAGUUAGAUGAGUAUGAUAGCUUUUAUAGAGGCAAUAUGGAACGACUUGGAUACUCAAGCAUCUAUAUCCAAAGGAGUGGCCAAAAGCGUGACGGUUGUGGAAUCUUUUAUAAGCUGACCAGUGCAGAGUUGGUCUUACAAGAAAAUAUUGAAUAUAAUGAUCUAGUGAAAUCUAUUGACGGAGAAACAAAUAGUAGAGUGAUGGAUAGUGCUGUGUCAGUUGCUGGAGGAAAUGCAAAUGCUGAAGAAACCCAAGGUUCGACAGAGAAAGGUGCUGAAAAAGAUCGUGGAGACCCCAAUGAUCCUCGUGUCAGACUAAAACGCGAUUGUGUUGGAAUUAUGGCUGCAUUUAGACUAGAGAAUCAUUCUCAGCAUCUUAUUAUUAUUGCAAAUACACAUUUAUAUUGGGAUCCAAAAUGGGCUGAUGUUAAGCUAGCUCAAGCUAAAUAUCUACUGUCGCGUUUAGAUCAAUUCAAAACUCUAGUUUCAGAAAAAUUUGAAUGUAUUCCUUCUGUUAUUUUGACUGGCGAUUUCAACUCUACCCCAGGAGAUCAGGUGUACAAUUACCUAAUUUCCGGCAGCUCUUCCUCGGAGUCUAGGGUAGAAUGUCCUGAUGAGUUGCCCAUUCCAUUGAGCAGUGUCUACGCCUGCACAAGAGGAGAACCGGCAUUCACCAACUGCACCCCUGGCUUUACAGGUACUUUGGAUUACAUUUUCUUUUCGCCUUCCGGUUGCAUACAACCUGUGAGCUUCUUAGAACUUCCUGAUGAAGACUCUCCCUCUGUGGCUGGUGGGCUCCCAAACUAUCAGCAUCCCAGUGAUCACCUUCCCAUUGGUGCAGAAUUUCAAGUCCAUGCACAAUAACACUACCUGUUCCUUUUGCUUCUGGGGUCCUUUUCAUGUUCUCAUGAUUAAAUUUUGUGAUCAUUUAUUCUUCUCCAAACCAUGCUAGACUACAGUAAUUGAUUUUGACAAUAUAGACAAAUUUUUGCACU
This is a messenger RNA of Chenopodium quinoa (quinoa), 1467 nucleotides long. Its product is annotated as carbon catabolite repressor protein 4 homolog 4-like. The coding region runs from base 158 to 1336 and encodes 392 amino acids. Gene Ontology annotation, molecular function: poly(A)-specific ribonuclease activity. Lineage: Eukaryota; Viridiplantae; Streptophyta; Magnoliopsida; Caryophyllales; Amaranthaceae. The record is from RefSeq and is a predicted model, not a curated record. The transcript has 10 exons.